Panicum virgatum (switchgrass) is the source of this 738-nucleotide messenger RNA. Its product is annotated as mitochondrial pyruvate carrier 1-like. Gene Ontology annotation, biological process: pyruvate import into mitochondria. Bases 190 to 513 code for a protein of 107 amino acids. Gene Ontology annotation, cellular component: mitochondrial inner membrane. The record is from RefSeq and is a predicted model, not a curated record. Lineage: Eukaryota; Viridiplantae; Streptophyta; Magnoliopsida; Poales; Poaceae. The transcript has 5 exons.
AGGCACUGAAAAGCCCAGCCCAUAUACCUCCAUUUGUUCCCCGGAAUAAUCCCAACAACAACCACUCCAGAUUUCCCCAUCUUCACGCUCGUCCCGUCUUCUUCAACACCUCGCCGCCGCCAGACGUCGACGAGACGACGACGACGACAGGCGACGAGGUGUGGUGAAUCCUUGGAGAAAUCGUUCGCCAUGUCGACGGCGCUCAAGGCCUUCCUCAACAGUCCGGUCGGCCCCAAGACCACCCACUUCUGGGGUCCCGUCGCAAACUGGGGUUUCGUGCUUGCGGGUUUGGUUGACAUGAACAAACCUCCUGAAAUGAUAUCUGGCAAUAUGACAGCAGCCAUGUGCGUCUAUUCAGCACUCUUUAUGAGGUUCGCAUGGAUGGUGCAGCCGCGGAACUACUUGCUUCUGGCAUGCCAUGCAUCCAAUGAGUCAGUCCAGCUCUACCAGUUGUCUCGGUGGGCUAGGGCCCAGGGGUAUCUGGAGAAGAAAGAACCGGAGACUCAGCAGUAAAAGAAGUGUGUAAACCUGCAUUUACCUUCCCAAAUAAGAGUGACCUGCAGCAGCAGUUUGAAAUGCUGAAUCUGGUUGACAAAUCCCAGAAAACAAAUUCUAUGCCGUUUAUGUAGUGUUACAAGUGUCGUAUUUUUGUCUCAUUUUGUUUCGGAUCUGAUCUGAUGGCUGUAAAAUACACUUGACGUGGUUUGAAAAUGAUGAUCCCAAUCCCUUCUUCCUCCA